Molecule: messenger RNA, 1141 nt
Organism: Tigriopus californicus
Lineage: Eukaryota; Metazoa; Arthropoda; Copepoda; Harpacticoida; Harpacticidae
Product: dnaJ homolog subfamily B member 9-like
Exons: 3
Coding region: 323-958 (211 amino acids)
Cellular component (GO): endoplasmic reticulum
Molecular function (GO): protein-folding chaperone binding; misfolded protein binding
Source: RefSeq, a predicted model, not a curated record
GAUGGCACACAAAAAUGAAGUCAAAGCCUUGACAAAUUCUUUAUUUGCAGGAGUGACCUGGUCUGACGUGCUUUUCUUGACAACUUGGGCCAAUCAGCGAGCUCAAAGUCGCACGGAUUUCUUAGCUCUUACUCUGAUUGGUGUAAUUGGCCGUGACGUCACUUUUCUCAAAUACCUUGAAUUCUCCAGUUCAGUGUAGGCCCACAUUCAGUCACCUCAAAAAUCCAAGUAAGGACACGUCGAUUAAGCUUUAGCUCCAUUACGAAGAACCUCCAUCGAAAUUUGGAUUAUUUCAAGUGUGACAAACAGUGUGACACCCACUAUGAAGGUGUACGGUCUGGAAGUGAAUGUGAUCGAAUUGUUGAUCCUGAAUCUGCUGGUAACCGUGAUUAUGGCACAAACUUCAGAUUACUACCAAAUCCUGGGAGUGGAAAAGAAGGCCUCGGCUCAAGACAUCAAGAAGGCCUUUCGGAAGUUGGCAUUGCUCUAUCAUCCCGAUAAAAACUCCGAUCCGGGUGCGGAAGACAAAUUUCGGGAAAUUGCCCAAGCUUAUGAAGUGUUGUCAGAUCCUCAGAAGAGAAAGGAAUAUGAUCACUCGGGUGGCCGUCACAAUUCGUACGGAGGCACCAAAGCCAAAGAUUUCAAUUUCAACUUCAAUGAUCUCUUCAAGCAAUUUGAGGAUGAUAUCUUCGGGGCUGAUAUGCGAUCCCAUUUUGCUGGCCAUUUCGACACUCAUUUCAACAGCCAUUUCGCUCAACAUGCCGAAUCAGGUGGAGGAUUUUUUGAUUUUGAGGACCUCUUUCAAUCCGCUGGGGGCGAUGGAUCAAUUCCUUUUGGAUUCCACGGCGCCAGCAACAUGUUUGGCGGAGCCGGAGGUGGAUCCGAUCGCCAACAAAGUUGCCACACAGUCACCCAAAAGGUCGGCAAUAUGAUCACGACCUACACCCAGUGCUCAUAGUGGAUUCGGCCUUUGUCAGAAACUUCGUCCUAUCGUCUUCGCUGCGAAAUUUAUAUGUGAUACAACCAGACCGGAGCAGACCAGGGGUCUCUCAAAUUCAUCCCCAAGUAUAUCCAUGCCUCCGUAUUUAUACCCGAACAUAUUACUUUAUUGAAAUACACAAAUGUCAGCAUCAUCUGCAAA